AUGUGGACAAAGAGCCUGGCAUUCCGCCGGACGGCUGAAUACAAGCAGAAGUAUGACGUGGCCCGCUGGAAUAGCGGUCCAGCGGACCUGAUCUGCCUGAGCUACACCCAUGACGAAGAUUAUGAAGAGCUGAUACCUGAGCAUCUGAAGUUUCA
Symbiodinium pilosum is the source of this 155-nucleotide messenger RNA. NCBI's taxonomy places the organism in Eukaryota, Dinophyceae, Suessiales, Symbiodiniaceae. The record is from the annotation of a GenBank genome assembly.